This is a messenger RNA of Nymphaea colorata (pocket water lily), 2992 nucleotides long. RefSeq names its product kinesin-like protein KIN-14O. The transcript is spliced from 10 exons. NCBI's taxonomy places the organism in Eukaryota, Viridiplantae, Streptophyta, Magnoliopsida, Nymphaeales, Nymphaeaceae. The record is from RefSeq and is a predicted model, not a curated record. Gene Ontology annotation, biological process: microtubule-based movement. Bases 667 to 2670 code for a protein of 667 amino acids. Gene Ontology annotation, molecular function: microtubule motor activity; ATP binding; microtubule binding.
CUAAUAUAGUAUUGUUUCUGGGUCAGUAGUAGUAGAACAUGCAGGAGAGUGACGGUCUUAAGUCUCGGCCCCAUCCUAUUCUUGUGCUGCUUCCUUUGAGGAGUGUCAAUUCAUUAACACAUAUUUUAUUGUUAUUUUUUUAUUGUCGUUCUGUUAUUUUCGCGGUGCUUUGCAAUAAAUUCAAAGUCAAGUUUUUUAUUUUCUUCGGUUAAUGUGUCAGUCUUCUCUUUGCAUUGGAUUCUUGUGUAAUUGAAAUUUUGUUUGUUGGUCUCAUUUAAUAUUUGUGUGUUUUCUGAAAACGUUUCUUUAAUGCCUGUUUUAGCAGAGCUUAGGCAAAGUUCUGGGUGAGUCUUAACUAGCAGCCAGACUAGCCAGUGCCAUUAUUAAAGACUUGGUCAAGCUGCAUAUUUCAGCAGACCUUGAGGCAGAAUCGCAGAAGAAAGAAUGUUUUGCAACUAGAGAGAAAAGGAGGUUUGGUUCUUCACAAGCCUAAGGUUCAAGCAGACUUUCUAUUUCCUUUCUCCACUGAGGCAACCUUGAGGUUUUCUCUUUAUGGGUCAUGUGAUUUUGGAACAGAAAAUUUGGUGCUUUGCUGUGGCUGUGGUCCUUGACUGAGAGAGCUUUUUAGCUACAAGCAAUCUCUUCCAAGGGUGGAAGUAUUUUUCGAUGGAUGAGUCAUCUCAGCAAUUUACUGCAACAAUGGAGGCAUUAGGGGAGCCGGCAGAAAUGCCUGAAGAGAGUCAAUCCCCUCCGAGCGAGGGUGUGUUUACAGAUGUUAGUUUGGUUCCUGAGCAUGAGAAGAAGGAACUCGAAGAUGCUGUCUCUAAACUCGAAGGAGAUAUAGCGGAAUUAAGAUCCCAAUUGAGGCAUUUAGAUGGGAAAAGGAGAGAAGCACUAGAUAAGUUAUUAGACCUCAAAGGCAGCAUCAGGGUAUUCUGUCGUGUUCGCCCUUUCUUGCAGAUGGAAAAGAGAAGCAGGCCUGCACCCAUUACUCUUGGACAGGAGAAGGUAAUGAUCCAAGGGAUGAGAAAAAAGAAGGAUUACGUCUUCGACAGAGUAUUUUCUUACGAGGCAUCACAGGAGAAUGUGUUUGCUGAGAUUGAGCCAAUUCUCAGAUCUGCACUUGAUGGUCACAGCGUAUGCAUUUUUGCUUAUGGGCAGACAGGAACUGGCAAGACUUUCACAAUGGAGGGAGCACCAGAUUCUCAUGGCAUAGUUCCACGAGCAAUUAAGGCACUCCUUGAUCAUUCAUCACUCGACAAUGCGGUUGAUUUCAAGUUCUCAUUGAGCAUGGUGGAGGUUUACAUGGGACAUCUGAAGGAUCUACUUGCGCAUAGGCCACCUACAAGAAUGGAUUCUGCGUGUAUGUCUAGAAGCAGUCUUAGCAUGCAAACGGAUUCAAAUGGAUCUGUGGAGAUUGAUGGCCUGAUAGAAAUACCAUUGACGGAUUUCGCACAAGCACAUAAGAAUUAUGUCAUGGGGAGGAAGGCCCGGUCUACUUGUUGGACAAACGUCAAUGAAGCAUCAAGCAGAUCUCACUGCUUAACUCGAUUAACUAUUACUCGCAAUGAGGGAAGUAAAACUAUGCUGAGCAAAUUGUGGAUGGUCGAUCUUGGGGGAAGCGAGCGGCUAUUGAAGACAAGGGCCACAGGGCAGAUUCUUGAUGAAGGGCGGGCCAUAAACUUGUCUCUGUCAGCUCUAGGUGAUGUGAUCUCUGCUUUAAGACGCAAGCGAAAUCACAUUCCAUAUAGGAACAGCAAACUGACACAAAUUCUCAAAGAUUCUCUGGGACAUGAUUCAAAAGCUCUCAUGGUGAUUCACAUAAGCGCAAAGGAGGAUGACAUCUGUGAGACCAUAUGUUCUCUUAACUUUGGGCAACGAGCACGGGGAGUUGAGUGCCAUAAGGAGCUCUCUGAGGAGUUGAGGAAUCUUAGGAGAAAGCAGAUUGCUGAACUAGAUCAACAACUGAAAGAUGCAGAGCAAGACUGCCAAAAUGUCAGAGAUCAUGUCCAGAGACUUGAAUGCACUUUACGAGAAAAGAAAAGGAUACUUUCUGUGACGUAUGGUUUUGAAGUUCAAACUGGGUCUCCAACAAGUCCUUUAACUGCUCCGAAAGAACUUUUUGAAAGUCCUAAAGCAUCUGAGAGAACUACAGCUAGAAUCUCAGCUUCUAUCCCUCGAUUUAUGGCAUCUACUGCUUGCAGCAGACAGAGGCAGCUUGCUGAUAGGGAAGCUAAAGCAACUAAAAUGCAAAGAUCAGGGAUGAAGCACCUCACUGAAAUAGAUUUUCAUCUUUCUAGAUCUCGGACUCUUGUCCAAUCAGACUCUAAUUUUAAGACGAAUUUCCCUACGGGGUUAUUGGUGAGAUCUAGCCUGAAGAAGCUUCGUACUGAAGAAUUAAGUUCUGUGCAAUCAGAUGCCGCAAGCCAUGAUAGCUCAAAAAUUCUAAGGGCGCAACAUAAUAGGAGAUUUUCUGCUUCUCUUUCAAUUUCACAGACAAGGCACCUUUCAGAUCUUAAUAUGCAGAAAAGAAUAUCUGAUAGGCGAAGUUCUUGUGAAGUAUCUCGUUACCCAUUGAAAAAUGCGAGGCUAAUUCGCUCAUCAAUGCCCAGCUGUUUAGAGUUAAUCAAUGGUGCAGGCUGCCAUUCCUUGGCAGAAUCUCAGUGCUAACAAGUAUGAGGUAAUGAAGUGGCAUUGCCUCACUGCAGACCCAUAAGCACAGAAUAAGACAUCAGGAAUGAGUUUAAACUUGAGAAUUUCAUGUACAGUGUCAAAUGAUUAUAGUAAAUUUAUGUCAAUAAUCAUCCAAAUUGAGUAGCUAAACAGGUUAGCAAGCUAACAUGUUUGAGCAAACACAGCAAGGGCAUCAGUUCUGAAAUUUCAGUCUGCUGGUGCAACAAGGCUUAGCCAUGUAAUAUUAUUUUCUCUUACAGAAUGAACUAUGUAAUGUCGUUCUCUUUUACAGAAUGAACAGUUUUUUCUUUCAGCGAGA